Messenger RNA from Monoraphidium neglectum, 285 nucleotides. Its product is annotated as Ferredoxin. The record is from RefSeq and is a predicted model, not a curated record. NCBI's taxonomy places the organism in Eukaryota, Viridiplantae, Chlorophyta, Chlorophyceae, Sphaeropleales, Selenastraceae. The transcript is spliced from 5 exons. Gene Ontology annotation, molecular function: iron-sulfur cluster binding. Bases 1 to 285 code for a protein of 94 amino acids.
AUGCUGUUGCUGCUGCUCGAGGCCGCGGAGGCCGCCGGCAUCGAGAUGCCCCACAUGUGUCGCACAGGUUGCUGCAGUACCUGCAUCGGCAAGCGCAUCAAGGGCGAGGUGGUGGAGCCUGACCAGGGCCUGCUGGGCCCCGAGUUUGAGGACAUGGGCUACGCGCUCAUGUGCUCCUCUUACCCGCGCUCAGACCUGGUGAUCCAGACCCACGCAGAGGAGGACUUCAUCAAGACCUCACACAUCUAUGACAAGCAGAUGAACCUGGCUGGCGCCAACAAGUGA